This is a messenger RNA of Pelodiscus sinensis (Chinese soft-shelled turtle), 3980 nucleotides long. Its product is annotated as microsomal triglyceride transfer protein-like. Gene Ontology annotation, cellular component: endoplasmic reticulum; Golgi apparatus; basolateral plasma membrane. NCBI's taxonomy places the organism in Eukaryota, Metazoa, Chordata, Testudines, Trionychidae. The record is from RefSeq and is a predicted model, not a curated record. Gene Ontology annotation, molecular function: lipid binding. Gene Ontology annotation, biological process: lipid transport; lipoprotein metabolic process.
AAAGGGAAGGAAGAGGGAUGACUCUGCUGCAGCUUUUUGGCCACUUUGCUGUCAGUUUCUCUUCCUUUCUUUCCCUUUUCUUUAUGGUAGAGAGGGCGAGGGGCUGGGAGUUGGGAGAGGGAAAUGUUAAAGGGGAUAGAGCUGCUCUUCCGAACCCCCAGGCAAAAACCCCAGGCAAAAAAAAAUCCUUUUUGCAGGUUUUGUUGAUUUCCUUGUUUCAGGCUUUGGAAAAUCCAAGUGAUUUCCAAACCUUUUAUUCUUUUGCUGUUGCUGCUGGGGGUUGGAGCAGGGGAUUAAUGAUUUGCUUUUCCUUUAAUGUGUAAUUCAGGGAGAGGGAGAAGGUCAGGCCUGGUCACCUGACAUUGUGAAUCCUGUCAAUUCUGGCCACUCUGAAGGGGGUUUGCUGUAUUUUCCUCUUGCCCCCCUUCCUGCUCCAGCUCUUUUCUGUAGCCUUCUCCUCUUUCUCUAGCACUCUGUUUUGCUCACGCACAAUCCACACCAUGUAUUCACUCACAGCUUCAGGACACGUUUGGCUGAUUUUCUUUUUCUUUUCCAGUUCAGCAAAAGGGAACUUGGAGACACCAUCUUUCCAGCCUGGAAUCCUGUAUCAAUACCACUACUCACUGCAAGUGCAGCUAGAUUAUGUCUCAAGGUUGUCCUUGCGAGGAAGUUGGAUGCGGGCUGAAGCUUUGGUUCAGGUGCACCUGCUCUGGAGAAAUCAUGCAGGGCAGCAGCUUCUCCAGAUACAGCUCCAAGACCUAAAAGCCUACCAUGAUUCAGAACAUGAGAAGAGUCAGAAUCUGACUGGAAAUCCAUCCACCAUGAUUGUGCUGGGCAAAGAGGACAACGCGGAGCUUCAGCUGCCAGUUUUUCUCCACUGGAACAAUGGGAAGGUUGAAGGCUUCUUUGGAGAUGGAGGAGGAAGGCCCCUGGUCUUGGAUCUGAAACGAGGUCUCAUCAGUCUCCUCCAAUUCCAGCUGCAUUCUGGGACAGCAACUGAGGAGGAUGUUUCUGGGAGCUGUCAAGUCUCAUAUGAUGUUUCUAAGGACUCCAUUGUUAAGACAAAAGAUCUGCACAGCUGUACAAGGCCAAAGUUUGGAUUCACCUCUGUGAACAAAAUCUUCAGAGUUCUGUGGCAAGCCACCAGCAAAAGCUUGUAUUCUGUACAAGGAAGUCUCAUCCAGUCAGUGCUCUCAGAGGAAAGCCACCUGGUCUCGCCAGCCUUGAAGUCCUCCAUUGGCACCAAGAUCAUUUCCAGACAGAAGCUUGAACUUCUGUCUUCUUCAAUGCCUGGUCCUGCAGAGACUCCUGGACAAAGCCUUCAGGAAGCUCUGGCUGGCAUACUGGAAAAGCACCAUCCCAUAAGCAUAAUUAGCCAGCCUUUCAGGAGAACCUGCAUGCGGUGCCCAUCGCUCAAAAGCUAUUUGAAGACUUUUGGUAAUAAGAGAGUCAAAAUGGAUGUCUCCAAGUCGUCAACAACAUGGUGGUUCCACAGGUUCAUCCAUGUUCUGCGGGAUGCCAAGAAGAGGGAUGUCCUCCAGCUGCUGAGGAAAGCUCCGGAGAAGAUGGUUCUCUUCUUCAUUGAUGCUGCAGUGGCUGCCCAGUCAACAGCUUCCUUGGCGGCGCUCUCUGAAUUUCUAGAUUUUAGCAACAAAAAGCAAGCGCCCCUGCUGGAGCAGUUUCUCUAUGCUGCAGCCUUCUCUCCUCGGCCCUCAAAAGAACUUCUGCACCUGGUGCUAGAUAAGCUGAAUGGAAAGGAGUUAGACCCUGCCAUCUGGGAAACAGGGAUAAUUGUCAUUGGCUCACUAGCUGGCAAGUUGUGCCGGAUGAAGCUGUGUGGAUUGCAGGAAGUAGGACUUGGCAUGGAAACUGUUCUGAGAAGAUUAAGAGAGACCGAGGACAACUCUGAGAUAAUCAUUUACCUGUUGUCCCUGCAGAAUGCCCUGCUCCCUGAAACCAUUCCUACCCUCCUGCAUUAUGCAGAGGAAGGGUCUGCUGCAGUCUCAGGUACAGCAGUAUCUGCCCUACAAAGGUUCUCCUCUCAGCACAUCACUACUGAGGUGAAAAAGGCAAUGAGGAGGAUUUUCCAUCAGACAAACAGAAACUAUGAAAAAACCUGUCGACUGGCUGCUGCUGGAAUUCUGUUGGACAAUGAGCCUUUGCCCAUGGACCUCACCAAUAUCUUGCUGGCCACCAGACAGCUGGAAGCAGAAAUGUCAACAUUUUUACUUUCGAAAAUCCAGACCAGUUUACAUUCUUACCAUCACCCAGCCUGGAAAGCAAUGAAAGAAAUUCUGAAAGAUCCACACAUCAAUAAUUACAACUACCUCUCCAAACUGGGCAGUUCCUCUUCUUUCUUGGGACCAUUGGCAGUCACCGAGGACAUGCUGUCCACUUUCAGUCUGGAGCUGCUAUUCAGGCUCAUGAGGGAGAGCGUCUCUGGUUUCUUGCUACAAAGCCAUGGCCACCAGCUUCAGGCAGCUCAGGUCUCUCUUGAAGCCCAGGGGUUGGAUGCUGUGCUGGGAGAGAGUGGCACUGAAGGAGAAGAGGAACAGGAGCUGAUGGCUGGGAUGUCCGCCAUUUUCUUCGAUGUCCAGUUACGGCCAAUUGUUUUCUUCCGAGGUUAUGCAGAUUUAAUGGCCAAGGUCCUCUUAAGCAGUGGAGAGCCAACCAGCGUGGUGAAAGGGAAUGUCCUGCUGAUGGAUCAUGAGCAGGCAAUUCCACUUCAGUCGGGGCUGCAAACCGUGGUUAAACUUCAGGGGGCACUUGGAUUAGAUAUUUCUGCAACCAUUGAUAUGAAUAUAUGGGAGCAAGAAUCAAGAACCAGCAUCAAAACAAGGGGUGGACUGGCCAUUGACUUCACAGCAGAAAUUGAUGCCCCUUCCUUUCAAGCCAGUGUGAAAAGCCAGACAGAGGCAGAAGCCUCAAUCAAUUUUGAUACAGCAGUUAGAUUUUCUGGAAGUCCUGUGCUCAUGUGUCUGCAGCUAAGGGAGGAGCAGCUCCCUUACAGAGAAAUCUUUACAACCUCUGAAUCAUCACUGAACCAAAGCAUCACUGUUCGCAAGGGGAGACAGGGUACUAUUGCUGGUCGCGAGCUUCCCUUGCACAAGGCCAACUCUGAGAUGUGCAAGAUCCUAUUGACAGAGGCAAAGGAGCAGUAGAGGAAUCAAUGUGUGCUAGGACUGGAUUUAUCCUUCCUCCCUUUUCCUUGGUUACAACUCUCAAUGAGCUGCAUUCCAUGAGCCAGACCAGGACUGAUAUGGGCAGCCCAGAGCCCUUUCUGGUUCACACAAGCGUCUGCUUUUAACUGACAUGAAAAAUGAGUGAACCUAUUGCAGGGAAAUAUACUGAAAUCAGGACGCCAAAAGUAGUGGGACAUGAAUUCCUACAGUCCAUCAAGAGAAGUCUCUUGUAAAGGGCUCACUCUGAAAUGUGCAAGAUCCUAUUGGCACAGUCAAAGAAACAGUAAAAGAAUUAACAUGUUCUGGGUCUGACCUUUAGAAUCCUUAAGACAGCAAGAAGGGGAAAAGAAUUUGCAUUAUCAUGAACUCUUCCCUGAGAUGCUCAUGCUCCAGAUGGGAUGGUCCCUUAGAAGCAAAACUGGGCCACCAUAAGUGUCACAGCUGAGUCCCUUUAUUUUGAGAGUCAUAAGGUGAAUUUCAGCCAGUAUUACAAAAGUGUGCUGAGAGAAGAUACCCAGAAUGGAGAGCCAAUAGACACAUUUCUUCCCACUUACCUGAGCAACUGCAAUCAAGUUAGCUUUUCCAGAGAGACUGGUCAAAACUUCCAGGGACUGAGGAAACUAAUGGAAUCCAAUGUUGCAAGAUUUGGUAACUGUAAUAGGGUUCCAUGUGAAAAAGGGGAGCUUCAUUUUUAGGGGUAUUUGAUUUUUGGGGAAAAAGCAGUAAGACAAAAAAGCUGAACAUUCUGUGAGCAAUUAUACAUUUCUUUUGGUAUAAUUAAAAGUGUUUGUAACUGAA